Lobosporangium transversale is the source of this 2030-nucleotide messenger RNA. Its product is annotated as anaphase promoting complex subunit 8. The record is from RefSeq and is a predicted model, not a curated record. Gene Ontology annotation, molecular function: protein binding. Gene Ontology annotation, biological process: cell division. NCBI's taxonomy places the organism in Eukaryota, Fungi, Mortierellomycota, Mortierellomycetes, Mortierellales, Mortierellaceae. The coding region runs from base 148 to 1923 and encodes 591 amino acids. The transcript has 9 exons. Gene Ontology annotation, cellular component: anaphase-promoting complex.
CUAGAAUUGUGAUCGCUUCAUCCUGAAAUCUUAUUACGGACACAGAUCCCAUUUGUCAACAAAGGACAAGGAUACAGCGAGACAAGAAGACAAGGAGGAGCAAGCGCGGCGCCAGUAACAUCUGCCCUUAUUGUUUUAUUUGCUCGUAUGCAGACUACUCAGAGUGCCCAGACUGGCCCCGCAUGGACGCUUGAUAUUGCAGAGACACGUGUAGAGCUUCGUGAAGCUGUUCAGGCCUGCAAUGAACGUGGACUCUACUUUUCAGCGCGAUGGGCAGCUGAAGCACUCAACGGCCUUCCUACCAUAGGCAGCAGCGGCACCCACAACCAUGAGAAUGGACUUCCAUCUACUACAGGAUCUUUGGGGCCCGAGACUCAUCAGAGCGGUCACCAUAUCUCUAAAUAUGUAGCAGAAGUAUCGCUUUACUCAAGUAUGGCUAUUACGGAGGCUGAUCUGGCUGAGUUUGACACAUAUUUGAUGGCAAAGACUUUCUUCGACCUCAAAGAAUAUGAUCGCUGUGUGUCUGUCCUGGAAGAGCGCACUAGCCAUAAGUCACGAUUCUUGAGACUCUAUUCGAAAUAUCUUGCAGGAGAAAGAAGACGGGAGCAAGAUACGCGCGAGGUUUUAGGCCCAUUAGACAACGCCAUGGCGGUCAACAGAGAGCUUGAAAGUAUUUAUUCGGAGCUUACAGCUGGUUACCAGGCGGGGAUCCUCGACUCUUUUUGCAAAUAUCUAUAUGGCUUAAUCCUGAUCAAACAACAGCGCAAGACUCAGGCUAUCGCAGUCCUUAUAGAAUCUAUUAAUCAGUAUCCGUAUAACUGGAGUGCUUGGCAAGAUCUCAGUUCAUGCUUGCUUACCUUUGCUGCGGUCACGAACAUUCAAUCAGAUCUACCUGUUAGCUUCAUGACGACCUACUUCCUCUCCUAUGCCACCCAAGAGUACUUUAGCAGCCAGCAAGAAGACGCCGUGGUUUGGCUGGAGGAGCUGAGUGAAGCAUUUCCAAGAAGUGCAUACGUCAAGUGUCAACGCGCGAUAGCACUCUACCACGCUAGAGAUUUCCCAGAGGCAGCCAAUGUUUUCGAGGAGCUGAUAACGGAAAAUCCGCAUCGCCUUGAUAAUUUGGAUAUUUUUUCAAAUGUUUUGUUUGUAACGGAAAAUCGGGCAAGGCUGAGCUUUUUAGCACAUAGCUGUGCUAAAACUGAUAACUAUCGACCAGAAACAUGUUGUAUCAUUGGAAACUACUAUAGUAUGAAGGCUGAGCAUGAAAAAGCUGUGGUUUAUUUCAAAAAGGCUUUGAGAUUUAACCGGAGCUAUGCCUCAGCGUGGACAUUACUUGGACAUGAAUACCUGGAAAUGAAAAACACAUAUGCAGCAGUAGAAUCCUACAGAAGAGCUGUCGACUUCAAUCAUCGUGAUUACAGGGCUUGGAAUGGUUUAGGACAAACGUAUGAAGUCCUCAAGAUGCAUUAUUACGCACUCAACUACUAUCAAAGGGCUACAGCUAUCCGACCAUACGAUGGUCGGAUGUGGUGUGCCAUGGCUGAGUGCUAUGAGUAUCUAGAUCAAGACCUUGCUGCGAUCAAAUGCUAUACAAGAGCAUUAUUAGGCUCAGACCAAGAAAAGAUGGCACUCAAAAAACUGCCCAAACUGUAUAAAAAGAUUGAUGACACUGAAGCUGCAGCACAUUACUUUCGGAAAAGUCUGGAGCAACUACGAGAAGAACAGAGUGAGUCAGAAGAUACCUCAGAGGCAUGUAUUUUUUUGGCAUUGUAUGAGCGCGAACGAGGCAAUCUUGCCGCAGCGCUUGAUUAUGCAACAGAAGCGAUGCAAUGUUCAUCCGAACAGCAUCAAGAAGACGCGAGGGCAUUGAUGCGCGACAUUCGCAGCGUGCUAGAUGCGGGCGAGACAUCGGAGAUAGACUAGGAGGACCAUGCUAUGCGUAUGCUUGGCCUGUUGGCAUCCACUGUUCAUUUGUGCAAUAAACAAAAUAAGUGUGGCGCCAUGCUUCCUUCCCUGCUGACCUUACUGGC